Molecule: messenger RNA, 6051 nt
Organism: Verticillium nonalfalfae
Lineage: Eukaryota; Fungi; Ascomycota; Sordariomycetes; Glomerellales; Plectosphaerellaceae
Exons: 13
Coding region: 1-6051 (2016 amino acids)
Biological process (GO): DNA-templated transcription; transmembrane transport
Cellular component (GO): membrane
Molecular function (GO): zinc ion binding; ATP hydrolysis activity; ATP binding
Source: RefSeq, a predicted model, not a curated record
AUGCUAAUAUUGACCAACCUUAGUGCGCCUCGUGCCGUCAUCGGAAGGAACAGGUGCGGUGCGACCGACGGGAUCCUUGAUGUCGCUUCACCGUAUUCCCAGCCCUCGACUAUCGCGGUCUCAGCACCGAAGGCGACCAUGAUCCGAUCGCCGGACGCCCUUAGUAACGGUGGCAAACGGAACCAACCUUCAGAGUCAGAGUUGGAGGGCGAGUCAUCGCUUUUCACGCAAGCUGGGCACGCGACCAAGUUUCUUCAGGAUGCCGUUCAGAGCGAGCAUGCCAUGCACGCAGCCUCGCCCGAGGCUUUGCAGGCUCUUGACACGCUUCGUGAGGCGAGCGAAACGCGAGGCAUGGUCGUGCCUGGGGACUCGGUCGGUAACAUGUACCCACAUGCAACGCCGUCGUUGCGCGGUUCGGGGGUCGGCGACAAUGGACCGAGGCCCAUGCCCCCGAUAGAGAUGGCCGUGGCAUGUUUGCGGAAGCUGAAAACCAACCCUCGCGUCAAGUUUUUCUGGGCUCUAGAGUUCCAGUCCACGGGCGAAUUCAUCGAACACCUUCUCACGGUAUAUUCGACCGAUCAAGCUACCGUUGCCGACCACAUCAUUGUCAAUGCGGGCCUUUACUGGCUUCUCGUCGAAUGCAGUAAUAUAGUAGAUAGCCAGGCGCUGACCACCGAGUACACGAGGCAGUCGAAAGCUUCGUACAUGCUCGAGCGGUGCAAGCCAUCAGUAGCCUGGGGGUUCAUCGUCGCUGCCUCACACAAGAGCCAGCUGCUCGGCUUCCACAGAUUGGCCACUCCGGGCCGCGCGCGAGCAGCACCCAAGAAACGCAGCACGCGGAUCUUCUGGGUCAUCUACAUUACAGAGAAGAUGCUUUCUCUCAGGCUGGGGCGUCCAUCAACCAUACGGGACAUCGAUAUUAGUGUGCAGCUGACAGCUGACGUGCUCGACUCGGACGGCGCCGUGCUUCCCAUUCCGGCGAGAUGGGUUCACAUCGCGCAGCUGCACGGGAAAGUGUACGAAGAGAUCUACAGCCUAAGCGCGCUGGGACAGGCCGAAGGUGUCAGAAUCAUUCGGGCCAAGUCGCUGGCAGAUGAGCUUUUUAGGGUUUAUCAUGCCCCAUCCCCGUCUGAGACUUGCCUCGAGGUUGCGAGGCGCCAGGCUCUUGGGGAGUCGCUGCAUGAGCUAUUCACGCGGGCGUUCCACGUCUCAUACCUGUCACUGUUGACGCUCAUCUACCGCGGCAUCCCAACGGACGGUGCAGCAGGGAAUGUCGCAUUCUGCGAUGAGUGCAUUGUGACGGCUCGACAGGCGAUGGAGGAGCACGGUCGUUGUAUUCGGCUGUUGAGGGAGCAGACAGACAAUGUGCAUGCGUUCUACAUCUCCUGGAUACUUCUCAUGUCUCCCUUCGUCCCGUUUACCGUACUCUUCUGCCACGUGAUCCAGACGUCCGAUCCAACCGACCUCGAGCACCUAAAGUCCGUGGUCGAGGUCUUGCAAUCGAUGCCCGCCAGCUACGUGGAGACGUACAGCAAGCAGCACCGGCUGUUCAAGCACUUCUAUGACGUUGCAUGUCGGUACGUCGAGGUCAAGGCGAGCGCGCGGGAGACCCACCCGGAUGGCAGUUUCGAGAGACUUGUUCGCGAGUCGGAUCUCAAAUUGCCAAUCCAGCCGUCUGGCAUUGACGCGGCGGAGACUGGGGGAACGGGCGUCGAAGACAUAUACCCCCAGCCCAAUGAAGUCGCCGACGAUGGCUUAAGCCAGGAAGAGUGCAUGGAAGAAGAGAUCACUCAGCUUGCUCGCCGAUUUACCUCCCAUUCUCAACACCAGCCGUCGCUCUUCCCGCUUCCAACUAAUGGCCCCCUGAACCCUGAAAGCCCCGACUUCAACCCCAGAAAAUGGGCCAAGGCCUUUUUCGCCCUACGCAGGGGUUGUGGUGACGGCGUGCCCCCUCGAACCACUGGCAUAGCCUUUCGGGACCUUAGCGUCUACGGCUUCGGAACGGCGACGGACUAUCAAAAGACGGUUGGCAACCUCGCACUUGAGGGCGUCACAGUUUUCAAGAAACUUCUGCUGCAGCAGAAGCAGCAGCGAAUCGAUAUUUUACAUAACCUCGAAGGCGUCGUACACAACGGUGAGAUGCUUGCUGUGCUUGGCCCCCCUGGUUCAGGCUGCUCGACGCUUCUGCGCACCAUCGCCGGAGACACCCAUGGGUUCCACGUCAGCGACGAUACCACCAUCAACUAUCAGGGUAUACGAGCGGAGCAAAUGAAGACUGCGUUCCGAGGCGAAGCGAUCUAUACUGCCGAGGUUGAUGCCCAUUUUCCCCACAUGACCGUGGGAGAUACCCUUUACUUCGCAGCACUCGCUCGUUGUCCCAAGACAAUUCCAGACGGCGUCUCUCGCAGCGAGUAUGCAGAGCAUCUGCGUGAGGUUACUAUGGCCAUGUUCGGAAUUUCUCACACCAAAAACACACGUGUCGGAGAUGAUUUCAUCCGAGGUGUCAGCGGUGGUGAGAGAAAGCGAGUUACGAUAUCGGAGGCCGCCCUCAGCCACUCGCCGUUGCAGUGCUGGGACAAUAGUACGCGUGGUCUCGAUAGUGCUAACGCUCUCGAGUUCUGCAAAACACUUCGGACGCAAGCUGAUAUUCUCGGCUCAACGGCUUGCGUCGCAAUUUACCAAGCAUCCCAGGACGCGUACGAGGUUUUCGAUAAAGUUAUUGUUCUAUACGAAGGUCGGCAGAUCUUCUUUGGCCGAACGGAAGAGGCGAAAGCCUAUUUCGAAGGGCUUGGGUUUAUCUGUCCAGAACGUCAGACGACAGCCGAUUUCCUCACAUCAAUGACCAGCCAUCAGGAACGCGUUUUACGACCUGGCUGCAAUACCCCGCGCAGCCCCGACGAGUUCGCCGACGCAUGGAGACAGAGUGAGCACCGACUUCGGCUCGUGAACGAGAUCGAUAACUACCUUGACCAGCAUCCUUUCAACGGCAAGCAUUACAAUAGCUUCCUGGCCUCGCGCCGGAGUGAUCAGGCAACUUCCCAGCGCGAGAGCUCUCCCUUCACUCUAUCGUAUUGGCAACAAGUGAAGCUCACUUUAUGGCGUAGCUGGGUUCUGCUUAAGAGCGAUCCGAGUAUGACUUUGACCAUGCUCGUCACCAACAUCUUCAUGGCCCUUGUCAUGUCCUCCAUCUUCUACAACAUGCCGAACGACUCCAGCAGCAUUUCAAGGCGUGGUACUCUCAUGUUUUUCAUCGUCCUGACUAAUGCCUUUGGCGGUAUGUUGGAAAUUAUGACUCUCUAUGCUAAAAGGCCUAUUGUCGAAAAGCAUAACCGAUACGCCCUAUACCAUCCGAGUGCCGAAGCCUUAGCGGCUAUGAUUGUCGAUUUACCCUACAAGACGGUUAAUUCGAUUUUGACUAACCUCGCGAUCUAUUUCAUGUGUAAUUUACGACGUGAGGUCGGGCCGUUCUUUUUCUUCUUCCUGGUCAUCUACAUCGUAACACUUACCAUGUCGAUGAUGUUCAGGCUUAUGGGUUCCCUCACGAAAACUAUUGCGCAAGCUCUAGCACCGGCCUCUGUCAUCCUACUCGUCAUCUGUCUGUACACCGGGUUCGCCAUCAGAAUCCAAUACAUGCAGGUCUGGCUAGGCUGGCUACGCUGGAUUAACCCUGUCCAGUAUGGAUUUGAGAGCCUGCUUGUGAACGAGUUCGUCGGACGCGCAUUUCGCUGCGUCGCGUUUGUGCCAGCCGGCCCCGACUAUGGAUCCGUCGAGCCCAGCCAGCGCGUCUGCACCGUCGCCGGCUCGACCCCUGGCUCGGACUCCAUUGAGGGUGCCGCGUAUAUCAAUGCUUCGUAUGGAUAUCAGAGCGCCAACAGGUGGCGCAACGUCGGUAUCAUGAUCGUCUUUGGCAUCGCCUUCAUGGUUGGACACCUGGUAGCCGCGGAGUACGUGGCUUCGGAACGAUCUAAGGGGGAGGUCUUGGUCUUCAGGCGCAAAGCGAUAAGCUCGCGGGGAAGAAAAGCUCAGGACGUCGAGAGUGGGUCGAGCAAUCGUCCAAGCGACAAGAAUCCCAACGCUGGCUAUUCCUCUGGGGACGCCGCAAACAUGGAAAGGGCUACAUCAAUAUUCCACUGGAAGGACAUCUGUUACGACAUUAAGAUUAAGGACGAGCCGCGCAGGAUUCUGGAUAACGUUGAUGGCUGGGUCAAACCCGGAACUUUGACGGCACUCAUGGGAGUUUCUGGUGCGGGUAAAACAACGCUUCUAGAUGUCUUGGCGAGCCGAGUGACCAUGGGCGUCAUCUCAGGAAGCAUGCUGGUGGACGGAAACCCUCGGGAUGCUUCGUUCCAGCGUCAAACGGGAUACGUCCAGCAGCAAGACUUACACCUACAUACUUCGACCGUUCGAGAGGCUCUAUCCUUCAGCGCCAUGCUACGGCAGUCUUCGAAAUACUCACGCCAGGAAAAGCUGGAUUACGUCGACACUGUCAUCGGUCUCCUGGAUAUGCAGCAGUAUGCCGACGCCGUGAUCGGUGUCCCUGGCGAGGGCCUUAACGUCGAACAACGCAAGAGACUCACUAUUGGGGUCGAAUUAGCUGCAAGACCUCAGCUUCUUCUUUUCCUCGACGAACCUACCUCAGGCCUCGAUAGCCAGACCUCGUGGUCAGUCUGCAACCUAAUGGAGAAGCUUACCAACAGCGGCCAGGCUAUCCUCUGCACGAUUCAUCAGCCCUCGGCUAUCCUAUUCCAGCGUUUUGAUAGGCUUCUUCUCCUCGCCCGGGGGGGUCGCACAGUUUACUUUGGUCCUAUCGGGAAGAACUCCCAGACUCUGAACGAUUACUUCGUCCGCAACGGUGGUCCUGCCUGCACACCGGAGGCCAACCCUGCAGAGCACAUGUUACAUGUGAUUGGUGCAGCUCCGGGAACACACAGCGAGAUCGAUUGGCCGGAUGUUUGGCGACGCAGCCCAGAGUACCGAGGCGUACAGGAUGAGCUCGAGAGAUUGGAAGCCGGCCGUCGCCCUAUCGAAGAAAAUCAGGACUUAUCUAAGUUUUCGGAGUUCGCUGUGCCCUUGAGUCUGCAAUAUAGGGAAGUUUGCUGGCGCGUCUUCCAGCAGUAUUGGCGCAGCCCAUCAUACCUAAUGUCCAAAGCCUUCCUAUCCUGUGGAGCUGCGCUAUUCAUUGGCUUAUCUUUUCUAAACAUUAAAAACACUCAGGACGGCCUUCAAAACCAAAUCUUUGGAGUGUUCAUCUUCCUCACAGUUUUCAGUCAGCUCGUCGACCAAAUCCUACCUAUUUUCGUUUCUCAGCGAACCAUGUACGAGGCUCGCGAGCGCCCAUCCAAGACGUACUCUUGGGUGGCCUUCCUUGGCGCGAACAUGCUCGUUGAAGCAUUUUGGAACUCACUUCUUUCAGUAUUGAGCUACAUACUAUGGUACUUCCCAAUGGGCCUUUACCAGAACGCCCGACAAACUGGCGCGGAACAUUCCCGUGGUGUGACGGUGUUCCUUUUCGUUUGGGUAUUUUUCCUCUUCUCAAGCACCUUUGCCCACCUCAUUAUUGCCGGCCUAGACAGCUUUGAGGUGGCUGGAGGCGUCGUCGGUCUCAUCACCGUUCUGAUGUUCUCUUUCUGCGGUAUCUUGGCCGGCCCCAAAGUCCUGCCUGGUUUCUGGAUCUUUAUGUACCGUGUCAACCCAUUCACAUACUUCGUCGAAGGCUUCCUGGGCACGGCGCUUGCAAAUGCAGCGGCCAUCUGCUCUGACAACGAGUACGUCUCUUUCAACGUCCCGAAAGGAAGCACCUGCGGCGAGUACAUGCAGUCAUACCUUGAGAUAGCCGGAGGCUUCGUCGAGGACCCUGAUAGUACUGGCCGGUGCCGAUUCUGUGCCAUUGCCGACACGAAUACGUUCCUUUCUGGCAUCAAUGUGGACUUUGCAAACAGGUGGCGCAAUUUUGGCUUCAUGUGGGUGUUCAUCGUCUUCAACGUGGUUGUCGCAACGGCACUAUAUUGGCUGGCUCGUGUGCCCAAAAAGUCCAAGGUAAAGAGUGAGUAA